GAAGAUGGGGCAGGAGGAGCUGAAGCUGGAGCGGGCACGGGACAGUAGCGAGGGCUGCUACUUCGAUGGGGACAAGACGUGGCGAGGCUCUGGCACCCGCUGGCACCCCGUCGUGCCCCCCUUUGGCCUCAUCAAAUGUGCCAUUUGCACCUGCAAGGGCACCACAGGCGAAGUGCACUGCGAGAAGGUGCAGUGCCCGCGGCUCACCUGUGCCAACCCCGUGCGCGCCAGCCCCUCCGACUGCUGCAAGCAGUGCCCAGCCCCAGAGAAGAGUGUCCCUGAGCUGGCUGACACCAUGCAGGCAGAUGGGCCACGGGCGUGCCGCUUUGGGCGCCGCUGGUACCUCAACAAUGAGAGCUGGCACCCCUCCGUGCCCCCCUUUGGUGAAAUGAAGUGUAUCCUGUGCUGGUGUGUGUCAGGGGAGACCCACUGCCAGCGCCAGGAGUGCCCACCGGCCGCCUGCACCAGCCCCACCAGGAGAGACAACCCCUGCUGCACCAAGUGCCGUG
This is a messenger RNA of Leptosomus discolor (cuckoo roller), 509 nucleotides long. The record is from RefSeq and is a predicted model, not a curated record. Lineage: Eukaryota; Metazoa; Chordata; Aves; Leptosomiformes; Leptosomidae.